AUGAUACCUUCAUGUUUGAUAUGUAAAGAUGAGCAAAAACAAGAUGAUCAAGUCGAUCCAGAUGAGCUAAAUGUUGCUCCGAUACUUGAGUAUCAUAAAUCAACGGGAGUUGAUAAUCUUGAUGAGAUUGAAAAUGAAGUAUUAGUGAUCAACUCAACGGCAUGGGUCCAAAAACCAAUUGAUUUGAAAAAUUGGAAAGAAGCGGUUGCAAAAUUUGCUGAUACAUAUCAAACAUUUGGGUUUGAUCGAGCAAGAAAUCAUUUAAACUCACUCAAGUUAAACAGCGAUGCGUAUAGCGUAGAAAAGGAGGCAAAUAAACAAAAUGCUUUGAAGAAAUGGCGUCGUUUACCAAUCAUACGCAUUCGAAUUCAUAAAAUUGAGCAAGAAAUCUUUGAUACAAAAUAUUUUGGAAAAAAUUUUAAAGCAUUUCGGCACAUUGAUAAGAUCAGAAACUUGAUUAAUGAGGCAGCCAAAAUAUUAAACGAAGUGUACAAUUAUUAUCACCAUAUGGAUAACGAAAUUAAGGAAAGCAAUGUUAAAAUAGCUUAUAUCGAAGAAAAAUUGAACGCGAGAUUUGAAGGAGAAAUCGAGCACCAACGUCCCAGAUGUUUCUGGCAGGAACGUCGCUUUCCAUUUCUUGUACAUGAAAUGCUAGAACAAAUAUUCGAGCAACAAGCAACUAAAUCUUAUUUAAUUGUCUGCUGGUCUUAA
Molecule: messenger RNA, 711 nt
Organism: Thelazia callipaeda (thelaziosis nematode)
Lineage: Eukaryota; Metazoa; Nematoda; Chromadorea; Rhabditida; Thelaziidae
Source: the annotation of a GenBank genome assembly